Messenger RNA from Psammomys obesus (fat sand rat), 981 nucleotides. It is a transcript of the gene Khdc3l, whose product is annotated as KH domain containing 3 like, subcortical maternal complex member. NCBI's taxonomy places the organism in Eukaryota, Metazoa, Chordata, Mammalia, Rodentia, Muridae. The transcript has 3 exons. Gene Ontology annotation, cellular component: apical cortex; protein-containing complex. Bases 1 to 981 code for a protein of 326 amino acids. The record is from RefSeq and is a predicted model, not a curated record. Gene Ontology annotation, molecular function: RNA binding.
AUGGCCUCUCCUAGGAGGUUUCAGACCCUCGUCCCGCUGAAGCACAAACAGGAUACCUUAUUUGAGGUGGCAGGAGACUCCAAGUUGCCCAAGUGGUUCCACGUCGAGUACCUGGAUGACCCGAGAACAAUGUACGUGGAUCCUUGGCUGGUGGAAGCGAUAUUCGGCCGGAACGGAGAGUACAUCCCGCACGUCGAGUGCAUGACCCACACCCUGAUUCACGUGAACCUGGGGGAGCCUGGAGAGAAGGCCGAGAUUUUGAUAUUCGGGCCUCCCGAUUACCAGAAGGACGUUUCCCAGAUGGUUUCGAACUUGGUUGACUAUUUCCAGAAGCAAGUGGAGCAGAGUAGGUGUGGGCUUGGGGGUAGGCAGGAGAGGGCUCAGAGGGCUGAGGCCCAGCCGGCUCCUGUGAAGGUCCCUGCGGCCGCCAGGCUGCGGGCUCCGGUGCAGGUCCGUGAGGCCACCACGCAGCCGGACCCCGUGCAGGUCCGUGAGGCCGCCACCCAGCCGGACCCCGUGCAGGUCUGUGAGGCCACCACCCAGCCGGACCCCGUGCAGGUCCGUGAGGCCACCACCCAGCCUGAUCCCGUGGAGGUCCGUGAGGUCGCCACCCAGCCUGACCCCGUGGAGGUCCGUGAGGCCACCACGCAGCCUGAUCCGGUGGAGGUCUGUGAGGUCGCCACCCAGCCGGAUCCGGUGGAGGUCUGUGAGGCCACCACGCAGCCUGAUCCCGUGGAGGUCUGUGAGGCCGCCACGCAGCCGGAUCCAGUGGAGGUCUGUGAGGUCGCCACGCAGCCGAAUCCAGUGGAGGUCUGUGAGGUCGCCACCCAGCCUGACCCGGUGGAGGUCUGUGAGGUCGCCACCCAGCCUGACCCGGUGGAGGUCCGUGAGGCCGCCACCCAGCCGGACCCCGUGGAGGCGGGUGAAACCGUCACCCAGAACCCUGCAGGGGAGGUCCGCCAAAAUGUGACUGUGCAUUGA